Molecule: messenger RNA, 942 nt
Organism: Trichosurus vulpecula (common brushtail)
Lineage: Eukaryota; Metazoa; Chordata; Mammalia; Diprotodontia; Phalangeridae
Product: pre-mRNA-splicing factor 38A-like
Exons: 1
Coding region: 1-942 (313 amino acids)
Cellular component (GO): precatalytic spliceosome
Source: RefSeq, a predicted model, not a curated record
AUGGCAAAUCAGACGGUGAAAGAUGCUCACAGCAUCCACGGCACCAACCCACAGUACCUGGUGGAGAAGAUCAUCCGGACGCGCAUCUACGAGUCCAAGUACUGGAAGGAGGAGUGCUUUGGGCUCACAGCGGAGCUUGUAGUCGAUAAAGCCAUGGAACUAAGGUUUGUGGGGGGCGUCUACGGUGGCAACAUCAAGCCAACUCCUUUCCUGUGCCUGACCUUGAAGAUGUUGCAGAUACAGCCAGAGAAGGACAUCAUAGUGGAGUUCAUUAAAAAUGAAGAUUUCAAGUAUGUCCGCAUGUUGGGGGCCCUGUAUAUGAGGCUGACGGGCACUGCCAUUGACUGCUACAAGUAUCUGGAACCUCUUUACAAUGACUAUCGGAAAAUUAAGAGCCAGAACCGAAAUGGAGAGUUUGAAUGGAUGCAUGUCGAUGAGUUCAUCGAUGAACUGCUACACAGCGAGCGUGUCUGUGACAUCAUCCUGCCCCGGCUUCAGAAGCGGUAUGUGCUGGAAGAAGCCGAGCAGCUGGAGCCUCGGGUCAGCGCCUUGGAGGAGGACAUGGACAAUGUGGAGUCCAGCGAGGAGGAAGAGGAGGAUGACGACUACAAGCUGGAGAGGGCCCCAUCCCCAGAUCACCGCCGGCGAAGCUACAGAGACCUGGACAAGCCCCGGCGCUCCCCCACACUGCGCUAUAGACGGAGCCGAAGCCGCUCCCCAAGGAGACGCAGCCGAUCUCCCAAAAGGAGGAGUCCAUCCCCCCGUCCAGAAAGACAAGGCAGCAAGAGCCCCCGAAGUCACCGGAGCGGAUCCCGAGAACGGAAACACCGCUGCCGAUCCAAGUCUCCAGGCCACCACCGGAACCACAGACACCGGAGCACCUCAAAGUCCCCAGAAAGGUCAAAGAAAAGCCACAAGAAGAGUCGGCGAGGGAAUGAGUAA